AUGGCCGCUGUCCCAGGAUCAGACAAGACUUUACUGGAGCGCCUGAACGCUCUCAAGCCCAGCACAGUCAGCCUUGGUCCGUCCUCGAAAUCUGUUCCUACGUCAACUAUAGAGCCAGCCAAGCCACUCUGCAGAGAAGAUGCCCUCACCGAAAGGUUAAAGAGCCUCCGAAUCCAGGCGUCAGAUACUCAAGUUCCUACCACAUCUGCCUCGGGGGUACAUCGGGGUCAUGGCGACGCUACCCCCUCGCCGCCUGUAUCUCAGUCUGCACGGCCUCAGCCCAGGGGCAAAGAUGCAGACACAGACCUAGGCGCAACAUCGAUCACUUCCACACACCAGGCCGAUGAUGAAGUGGAUCCGCUAUACACAGAUGACCAGACCCUCGAGAAGCUGCUUGCAGAUCUUGAAUCUGACCAGUCAUGGCUGGACGAAGUGGCUGCCGAGGAAGAUGAGCACCAGAGAGUCACAGCUCUUCUAGUAGAGCUGGGGAAGGCCUCGAAUGGUCCGGACCACGACCAGCAGGACCAGAGCACCAGCAAAGUCAAACCGGACGAUUCAGAUGAGAGCAGUGACGAUGACUCUGAAGGCGACACAAUGACGCGGGAAGCCGACGAUGUCCUCGCCCAGGCGACCGAUGAGACUGAAUAUGAGAAGGCCAACGAGCCUCCCUCACCAAAGCCUACAUCGUCACCCCCUAUUGGCGAAACAAAACCAAGACCCAGGAGUGUCUUACCAAACAAGCCCAGAGCAGCAAAGGACACCAGCAGCAACGACCCCUUCAACCUGCCCACCGUGCCCUCGGACCUGCAAGACCAGCCCGAUUUACCAGGCUCGUCCCAAGAGGACUCCGACUUCGCCGCCUCCAUCGCCUCGCGCAUGGCAGCCCUGAAGGUCUCCACGCCGCCCAGCCCAAACCUCCCCUCAGCACCGUCCUCCGAGGUCGACACCCUCGGCCUGCCCGGCGUGCCCACAUUCGCGCCGGCCGACCGCCCCGCACCGGGCCUGGUCAAGCGCCAUGGCUACACGGACGAGGACCAGAAGACGUGGUGCGUGGUGUGUCUGGAGGACGGCGCUGUACGCUGCCACGGCUGCGAUGGAGACGUCUACUGUGCCCGGUGCUGGAAGGAGAUGCAUGUUGGUCCUAGCGCGGGUUAUGAGGAGAGGGGGCAUCGAUGGGAGACGUUUGUUAGGGGGCGGUGA
Anthostomella pinea is the source of this 1200-nucleotide messenger RNA. Lineage: Eukaryota; Fungi; Ascomycota; Sordariomycetes; Xylariales; Xylariaceae. The record is from the annotation of a GenBank genome assembly.